GCCGUUUGGAGAUGGAUAGUUUACCGUGUAGACAUCAAUUUACGGUAUAGGCUUGAGACAAAGCGUAGGGUAAAAAUAAUAUUUUUUCUGCAAGAUCAAUUAUUCAAUUGCCAAUUGGACAAUAAAAUAACAAAAUAGUGCGUUUGACAAUUAAUUAAUUUCAGUCAUUUAUCGACAGUGGUGUUAAUUCAUAGCUGUAAUCUUGACAGACGUUUUAUACUUGUGAAAAUUUCUGUUGCCGACGCAAUUUUGUAUUUUUAUUACAAUUUUAUUGCAGUUACAUAAAAAGACUUUCUGCAAACAUGAGUAAUACAGUAGAAAAUGGAAGUGGUGAUAAUGUAUCAAAGAAAAAAACUAUUGAAGGUAUAUAUCAAAAAAAAUCUCAGUUGGAACAUAUUUUACUACGUCCCGAUACUUAUAUUGGUUCUGUUGAACCAAUGACGGAAAUGAUGUGGAUUUAUGAUAAAGAAAAAGAAUCAAUGGUACAAAAAGAAAUAAAAUAUGUUCCGGGAUUGUACAAAAUAUUUGAUGAAAUAUUAGUAAAUGCGGCAGAUAAUAAACAGAGGGAUCCUAAAAUGGAUACAAUUAAAAUUGAAAUUGAUCCAAAAAAUAAUGUUAUAUCUGUAUGGAAUAAUGGUAAAGGCAUUCCAGUGGUAAUUCAUAAAGAGGAAAAUAUGUAUGUUCCUACAAUGAUAUUUGGCCAUUUGUUAACAUCGUCUAAUUAUGAUGAUGAAGAAGAGAAAGUAACAGGUGGUAGAAAUGGCUAUGGUGCCAAAUUGUGUAAUAUUUUUAGCCACCGCUUUACUGUGGAAACCGCAUCUAAGGAAUACAAAAAAUGUUUAAAACAAACGUGGAAUAAUAAUAUGGGAAUUGCAAGUGAGCCUAGGAUUAAAGACUUUUCUGGCGAAGAUUUUACAAAAGUCAUAUUUUCACCAGAUCUAUCAAAAUUUAAAAUGCAGUCUUUGGAUGAUGACAUAGUUGCUCUAAUGUCUAGAAGAGCUUAUGAUGUAGCAGCUUCAACUAGAGGUGUUAAAGUCUAUCUUAAUGGUACUAAGAUUCCUGUCAAGAAUUUCAAGGACUAUGUUGAUUUCUAUAUCAAAGGUAGGGAAGAUGAAGGUGGUAAUCCUUUAAAAGUUGUAUAUGAAAGUUGUGGAGCUCGCUGGGAAGUAGCCGUUGCUUUAUCUGACAAAGGUUACCAGCAUAUGUCUUUUGUAAACAGUAUUGCAACAACAAAGGGUGGCCGACAUGUAGAUCAUGUCACAGAAUUAAUAGUGAAACAAUUAACAGAAACAUUAAAAAAGAAAAAUAAGGCUGGAGUAGCAAUUAAACCAUUCCAAAUAAAAAAUCAUUUGUGGAUUUUUGUUAAUUGUCUUAUUAAUAAUCCCACAUUUGAUUCACAAACUAAAGAGAAUAUGACAUUGCAACCUAAAAGUUUUGGAUCAAAGUGCACACUUAGUGAAAAAUUUAUUACAGCUGUAACGAAAAUCGGAAUUGUAGAAGCAGUUUUGACAUGGGCGAAAUUUAAAGCUGAUAGUCAGUUACAAAAAUUGGGCCCCAAGUCAAAACAAAGAAAAUUGCAAGGUAUACCAAAAUUGGAAGAUGCUAAUGAUGCUGGAACUAACAAAUCAUUAGAAUGUACACUUAUAUUAACUGAGGGAGAUUCAGCCAAAACCAUGGCUGUAUCUGGACUUGCGGCGAUAGGUAGAGAUAAAUAUGGUAUAUUUCCUUUAAGAGGUAAAAUUUUGAACGUAAGAGAAGCAACACAUAAGCAGAUUUUGGAAAAUGCAGAAAUUAAUAAUUUAAUAAAAAUUCUUGGGCUCCAGUAUAAAAAGAAAUAUGAAACUCGAGAAGAUUUAAAAACAUUACGUUAUGGAAAAAUGAUGAUAAUGACUGAUCAGGAUCAGGAUGGUUCACAUAUCAAAGGCUUAUUAAUUAAUUUUAUUCAUCAUAAUUGGCCGUCAUUAUUGAAAUUAAAUUUCGUAGAGGAAUUUAUUACACCUAUUGUUAAAGCUUCAAAAGGAAAUCAAAUAUUAAGUUUCUUUUCAAUGCCAGAAUUCCAAAAAUGGAAGUCAGAAACGGAAAAUUUUCAUACCUACAAAAUUAAGUACUACAAAGGUUUGGGUACUUCCACUGCUAAGGAAGCAAAAGAAUAUUUUGAAAAUAUGACUAGACAUAGAAUUCGAUUUAGAUAUGAUGGAGAUCAAGAUGAUCAGAACAUCAUCAUGGCUUUCAGUAAGAAAUGUGUUGAUCAACGUAAAGAUUGGUUAAUGAACCAUAUGGAUGAAACAAAGAGAAGAAAGGAAAUUGGUCUCGGAGAACGCUUUCUGUACGAAAAGGAUACACGGACUGUGUCCUUUUCUGAUUUCAUUAAUGUAGAAUUGGUUUUAUACAGUAACUAUGACAAUGUUCGGUCUAUACCAAAUAUGAUCGAUGGUUUUAAACCUGGACAAAGGAAAGUAUUAUAUACAUGUUUAAAACGUAAUGACAAACGUGAAGUAAAAGUUGCACAAUUAGCUGGUUCUGUAGCUGAACAUUCAGCAUAUCAUCAUGGUGAAGUUUCUCUUAUGUCAACUAUCAUUAACCUCGCACAAAAUUUCGUAGGAAGUAAUAAUAUAAAUUUACUACAACCAAUUGGUCAAUUUGGUACGAGACUCGCCGGAGGAAAGGAUGCGGCGAGUCCUCGUUACAUUUUCACAAUGCUCAGUCCAUUAGCAAGAUAUAUAUUUCACAAACAUGAUGAUCCUUUAUUAAAACAUGAAUAUGAUGAUAAUCAAAAAAUUGAGCCUGUCUUUUAUGUACCAACUAUACCAAUGGUAUUAGUGAAUGGUGCCGAUGGUAUUGGUACUGGAUGGAUGACAAAGAUACCAAAUUAUAAUCCUAGAGAAAUAAUUGAAAAUUUAUAUAGAAUGAUGGAUGGUGCUGAUCCAAAACCAAUGGUACCAUAUUAUAAAAACUUUAAAGGGGUCAUAGAAAGUUGUGGAGAUUAUAGAUAUGUUAUUAAUGGAGAAAUCUCAGUGAUAGCACCAGAUAAAGUUGAAAUUACUGAACUUCCAGUUGGGACUUGGACUCAAACAUAUAAAGAAACAGUAUUGGAACCAAUGUUACAUGGAACUGAGAAAAUCCCAGCUAUUAUUACUGAUUACAAGGAAUAUAAUACAGAUACAGCAGUACACUUUAUAAUAAUGAUAAAUCGUGAUAAGUUAGUAGAACUAGAAAGAGAUGGUCUUCAUAAAGCAUUUAAAUUGCAAACAACAACAACCGUUACAUCUAUGUGUGCUUUUGAUGAGAAUCUAUGUCUACAAAAAUAUGAUAGUGUUCUUCAGAUUUUAAAAGGUUUCUAUAAAGUAAGGUUAGAAACGUAUCAUAAAAGAAAAGAAUAUUUGGAAGGUAUAUUACAAGCAGAGGCAUCUAAACUUUCAAAUCAAGCACGAUUCAUUCUAGAAAAAUGUGAUGGUACUAUAGUAAUAGAAAAUAAAAAAAGGAAAGAUAUGAUUGCUGAAUUAAUUAGGCGAGAAUAUGAAUCUGAUCCAGUCUUGGCUUGGAAGUUAUCACAAAACAGGGAAGAAGUUUUAGAAGAAGUAGCAGAAAAUGUUGAUGAAGAAUCAGCUACAUCAUCUACAGCUAUUGGAAAAGAGAACUUCGAUUAUUUACUAGGAAUGACAUUGUGGUGUUUAACGAAGGAAAAGAAAGAUGAACUAUUACGCCAAAAAGACGAUAAAUUAGCAGAAUUGAAAAGGUUACAAGCUCGUACACCUAUUUCUUUAUGGAAAGAGGAUUUAGAUAACUUGUUGAAUGAAUUGAAUAGAUUAGAAGAAAAAGAACGAAAAGAAGAGCAGAAGUCUAAACAAUGUAUUAAAAAACCACCCUCAAAGUAUUACACUUCUGAUGAUAUUCGUCGAAUAGUACCCAUAAUUGAUACUGAAUUAAAAAGAAAGAUUGAAAAAGCAGAAAUUGUAUCUAAGGAUAAAAAGGAGGGCAUAAAGAAACAUCAAAGGGUAAAAAAAGAACCAAUAGAAGAUAAAGAUGAAUUUGACAUGUUGAUUGAAUCAAAUGCCAAACCUAUAGACGAUAGAUUGGGCAAUUCUCCAGAAAAGAUAGAAAAAAAAGCUGGUGGCAAAAAAAGAUUGAAACAAACAACAUUACAAUUUAAGUCCAAAGUGAAAAAAGAGAAAGACGACAAGAAGAAAGAUAAAGAUUCUGAUAGUAAUGAUGAUAUUGAUUUCGGCAGUAUUUCUCCUCCUCCAGCACCUCGUACAUCUCGUAGAGCAGCAGCAGCUAAAAAGAAUUACAACUAUAGUAGUGCAGAAUCUUCUUCUAGUGAUGAAAUACUCAGUGUUUCUUCAGACAUGGAGCAUAAAACAAAACCUACUACAGCUGUCAUUAAUAGCGAUUCUGAUGAUAUUCUCAAAAUACAUAAGAAACCUAGUUCGGAAGAACUUUUUGAUUCAUUAGUUGGUAGUACUCCAGAAAAACAAUCAACAAAAGCUCCUGCAGCAUCUAGCGAAGAAUCACCUUCAAUAUUCUCACCUCCGAUGAAAGCUCCGGCUAAAAAGAAAACUGAAAAUGGUGGAAAGGCAAUGAAAAGGCAGUUAAAGAAAAAAGUUGUUUCUUCCGAUUCAGACUCGGAGGAAGUUAUGUUUUCAAAUAAACAAACUCCCGUAAAGAAAAGAAAGAAGAAGUCUGAGUCGGAGGAAGAAAGUAUUCUUAGUGUAGUAGAUAGUUCUCCGGUACCACCUCGAAAAACUGCCGGUCGUGCUCGUAAACCUGUUUCAUACGCAGUUUCGGAUGAUGAUGAGGAUGAUUCCAACUGAUCGAUUUUGUACAAUAUUUUAAAGGCAUAAGCAAAUAAACACGAUCUUAAUCACGAUCUGUGUGAUCACAUUUGAUAUAAAUUUUAACAGAUUUUGCCUUCAUUAAGAUCAAGGCAAUACAAUAAUUUUAUAUGAUAUUGUACAUACAUAUACUAGAAUAUAUAAAUUAGAAUAUUUUAAGAAAAUUACAUUUUACAGUGAUAAUUAAAUAAUAUAUGCAUAGUGUGCAAUGCGAUAAUACAUUUGAGUCAUGACUGACUGUAUAACAUUUGAGUAUCUAAAUAUUUAAAUAAUAUUCAAUUUUAAAAUAUCUAUACUAUCUCUGUAUGUUAAUUUUCUGGAGAAAGAUAUUUAAAUACUCAUUGUUUUGUAAAAAAAAUUAAUAAAAUAU
Molecule: messenger RNA, 5202 nt
Organism: Bombus huntii
Lineage: Eukaryota; Metazoa; Arthropoda; Insecta; Hymenoptera; Apidae
Gene: Top2
Product: DNA topoisomerase 2
Exons: 23
Coding region: 303-4811 (1502 amino acids)
Biological process (GO): sister chromatid segregation; DNA topological change; resolution of meiotic recombination intermediates
Cellular component (GO): nucleus
Molecular function (GO): DNA topoisomerase type II (double strand cut, ATP-hydrolyzing) activity; ATP binding; DNA binding
Source: RefSeq, a predicted model, not a curated record